Capsella rubella is the source of this 963-nucleotide messenger RNA. Its product is annotated as GDT1-like protein 5. Gene Ontology annotation, cellular component: Golgi apparatus. The record is from RefSeq and is a predicted model, not a curated record. Gene Ontology annotation, biological process: Golgi calcium ion transport; Golgi calcium ion homeostasis; calcium ion transmembrane transport. Lineage: Eukaryota; Viridiplantae; Streptophyta; Magnoliopsida; Brassicales; Brassicaceae. The transcript has 13 exons. The coding region runs from base 99 to 791 and encodes 230 amino acids. Gene Ontology annotation, molecular function: calcium ion transmembrane transporter activity; manganese ion transmembrane transporter activity.
AUAAGAAAUAAAUAAAAAAACCAAACAUUCACCUUCUCUUACGCAACAAUCGACGACGGUCUCAGCUCUCUCCGGCAACAGAUUCGCUCACGGCAGUCAUGGGUUCGCUUUUGCAGGGUUUUACUAAAUCACUCGCCAUGACUUUCCUCUCUGAGAUUGGUGACAAAACGUUCUUUGCUGCUGCUAUUUUGGCUAUGCGUUAUCCUAGGAGACUCGUGUUGGCUGGUUGUUUAUCGGCUUUGAUUGUCAUGACUAUUCUAUCUGCUACACUCGGUUGGGCUGCUCCAAAUCUGAUCUCUCGAAAAUGGACCCAUCACAUAACAACAUUCUUGUUCUUUGGCUUCGGUUUAUGGUCUUUGUGGGACGGUUUUAAAGAAGGAGGGGGUUCUGAAGAAUUGGCAGAAGUUGAAGCAGAACUGGAUUCUGAUUUGAAGAAGAGUAGUGAUCAAUCGAAAAAAGACAGCAGUAAGAUUGAAGAUGAACAGAAAAAGCAGAAAAGACCAUUCCUUACUGCAUUCUUCUCUCCCAUUUUUCUCAAGGCGUUUUCAAUUAACUUCUUUGGAGAGUGGGGUGACAAGAGUCAGCUUGCCACCAUUGGUUUGGCUGCAGAUGAAAAUCCACUCGGCGUGGUCCUUGGCGGAAUUGUUGCACAAACAUUGUGCACCACAGCUGCUGUGCUUGGUGGCAAGAGCUUAGCAUCUCAAAUAUCUGAACGAAUUGUGGCUCUUUCUGGUGGAAUGCUUUUCAUUAUUUUUGGCAUCCAGUCGUUCCUUACUCCGAUUGAUGCUUGAUACCUCCAUAUGGUUUCUUGGAUUUGAAAGCUUUUUAGGCCAAGAUGAAGCUGCAACACAGUCCCUUACAAUUUGCUUAGAUACAUUUACAAUAGUGAUUACAGGAUCAGAAAGAUUCAUAUGUAACACCAUUUGACACCAUUUGACUUCAAUAAAGUUUUGUUUAUUUGCA